Aspergillus puulaauensis is the source of this 291-nucleotide messenger RNA. RefSeq lists its product as uncharacterized. The record is from RefSeq and is a predicted model, not a curated record. NCBI's taxonomy places the organism in Eukaryota, Fungi, Ascomycota, Eurotiomycetes, Eurotiales, Aspergillaceae. The transcript has 3 exons. The coding region runs from base 1 to 291 and encodes 96 amino acids.
AUGUCGGAAAACCAAACAACCAACCACCCCGCCGCAACCCAAGGUGGAAACCAAGGGCCCGGUCACGUCCCUACGGAUGCCCCUGCAGAUACAAUCUACAGCUUCAACUCGCUGAAAGAACAGAAGGAGGCUGCCGAGGAUAAAUACAUGACUAGGGCUGCUGCGUCUGCGGGCGAGGAGCCGCCGGCGCAGAAGGAGGAUACGAGUUUUAUGAACCACAAACCUGGAGGGGGUGAGACAUUGCCUGGGUGGGAUAAGAUGAAGGAGAUGGUUACUGGAAAGUCCGAGUAG